AUGUCGGGACGGCAUCAGUUCGCCUCCUUGCUUUGCAUCUGCAUCGCCGCCUAUUUCUUGUUUACGGACUCACCAACAAUAAGACAUGUUGAUCAAAAGUUGUCGUUGAGCGAGAAAGAGGUUUUGGCCUCCCAGCAGCUCACCAACGGCGCAACAGUGGCCCAGCCAAAAUCAAACGUCUCCAUGGAUCUAAAUGUUGAUUAUGGCAACCAAUCCCCUGAGGAGGAGGAGUAUCUGAAAGAUAAAGUGAAGUUUUCGGAGGAGCAUCCUGAUGAGGCUGUGCGGAUUCACUUGAAGAGGAAGGCGAUGAGACAAGCAGCUUUAAGAAAAGAGUACGAAGAGAAAAAAGCUGAAUUGCUUGCAAGAUUGUCUGAGACGAAUCGAGCAAGAAACGUUGUGAUUGCUAUUCUGACCAUCAUUGUCUUGGUCACUGUCCUCAUCGACUUUACGGCACACAAAAUUCAUGCAAUGAGCUCGCAUUUUUCGAAGCCAGUGAUCGAAACUCUGUUCAAAGAGCUGACGGUGUUGGGCUGUAUAGCCUUGCUCGUCUUCAUGUCUGUCAAGACGGGGUUACCCCAGCAGAUAUCCACAGCGGCAAGUUUGAUUUUUGGCACUCCCUCGGAACUCGUUGAGAUGUUUGACAUGGCCCAUAUCCUCUUGUUUCUCAUAGUGGUGCUGUUUGUCACGUUGUUCGAAUUGUUUGCCAUUCAAAAUGCAAAGACAGAGAAGAGCAUCUCAGAAUUGUUCACUUCACCAGAGUUCGAAGGGGUUUCGAGAGAAGUGAAGUGCUACUGUGUGAUGAGGCACAGCUUCUUGAAUCCCCCCCUCAAAAUUUCCCACAAGGCUCUCGACUCUUCUUUCCGUUUCUCCCAAUACCUCAAAGAAUGCACGACAGAAACCUUCAAUGAGAUGGUGCAAGUGGAGCCGGAGACCUGGGGCAUCAUCUUGCUCCUCAUCGUGUUAGCUCGCUUCUUCAUGAUGAUCCCCCACGAAGACGUAAAGAUCGCAGUUUUCUUGCUUCUCGGCAUCCUUUUGCUCGCAAUCAUGAUCAUCAUGAGGAACAAGCUCUUGGACAUCUAUAUGAUGUUAGUCCGAUAUGACGGUCAUAUUGCAGAAGGAACAAUGGUUCCCUUUUACAUCUCUCGAGCGCGCGAAGACGACAGGCAGAGCUUGACCACGGCAGAGGAGAAGGGCUGGUUCUACAAGCUAUGCAAUGGAACAAGAAACCCGAAUCCUCAAGAGCGGCUGUUUUGGUUUGGCAUCUCAGGGCCUCAUGUGAUGAUGCACAUCAUCCGUACCUGCUCCUUUCUUGGUUCUGUCUACUUCUCUCUCUUCGUCUUUCGGUUCGGCGAGGACCUGGUGACCCGAGCAGCUCAUACUGUCACUCUGCUCAUCAUGGCCAUCUUGUGUCCGUCGAUCAUGAUGUACUACUACCUCCCGCAGGUCAUGAAGCUCUACGUGCUUGUCACUAGCAUCGAGAUGAUGAGAAGGAGAAAGACCGUUCACACAGUCGAGAUGGAGAUCAAGGCGAGGAGAAAAUUCUUCGUUACUCGCCUGCUCCAUACCCUUCGAGGAUAUGCUCGUCGCAUUCUAAAGCUCGAGAAGCUCUCGAGGGACGCGGAGACGUCUCACCUCUCGGAGAUCAAGGACGUGUUUGAGAUGUUCGAGCGUGAGUGUCGAGAACGGAGCGGGACAAGAUACAUCCCGAGGAGCGACGUGCAGGCGUUCUUCCAUCAGAUCGGGAUGGUGAUCGAAGAUCACGAGGUCGAAGACUUGGUCUUGGAGCUCGGAGACGGACUCAACGGCAUCCUCUUCGAGCAGACAGUGGACUAUCUUGGGGGGUUCAGCUCAGAAUACCUCACAGACCAGAUGAUAGAUGCCAUCUUUGUUGACAUCGACAGAGAGAACAAGAAUCCGCACAAGAAGUUUGACAACGAGAUCACUGAAGAUGAAUUCUGCACCAAGCUCAGUCAGCUUAAUCCAUUCUUCGACGUCAACUCCCCUGCGAAUGGAGCUGAGGAGCUUCUCGACUGGCUUGACUGGGCCAUCAUCAACCACAAGAUCAACGUCAUCACCAAGCAGGAAGUGUAUGAGACCGAGCAAGGAGGACAAGAGACGCACACGACGCGGGUCUUGACGCCCCUGACGUUUCGCUCGCUCAUUAAGUUAGGAAGUCAAGCCUGA
Molecule: messenger RNA, 2184 nt
Organism: Guillardia theta CCMP2712
Lineage: Eukaryota; Cryptophyceae; Pyrenomonadales; Geminigeraceae
Exons: 13
Coding region: 1-2184 (727 amino acids)
Source: RefSeq, a predicted model, not a curated record